Olea europaea var. sylvestris is the source of this 1263-nucleotide messenger RNA. RefSeq lists its product as uncharacterized. The coding region runs from base 1 to 1263 and encodes 420 amino acids. The transcript has a single exon. Lineage: Eukaryota; Viridiplantae; Streptophyta; Magnoliopsida; Lamiales; Oleaceae. The record is from RefSeq and is a predicted model, not a curated record.
AUGAGUCAAUCACUGUCUGUACCUCCGUUUUUCGACGGAAGUAAUUAUGCGUAUUGGAAAGUUAGAAUGCGUGCAUUCCUCAAAUCAUUAGAUGAGCAUGUGUGGAUUAGUGUUCAAAAUGGUUGGAAACCUCCCUCUAGUAUCGUAUCAGGAAACAUUCAUCUCACUGACAUAUCAUUGUGGACUAAAGAUGAGUUAGCUGCAUGUAACUGGAAUAGUAAGGGAAUUCAUGCAUUAUUCAUGGCACUAUCACCAGAAGAGUUUAGGCGAGUCUCUAUGUGCGAAACUGCUAAAGAGGUUUGGGACAUUCUCGAAACAACACAUGAGGGAACUAAAAUAGUAAAAAACUCAAAACUGCAAAUGCUAGCUUCUAGGUUUGAAGAAGUGAGAAUGAAAGAUGAUGAAACAUUUGAUGAGUUUUACGCUAAGCUAAAUGACAUAGUUAACUCGAGUUUCAACCUAGGUGAGAGAAUUCCCGAGACCAAGAUAGUGAGAAAGGUACUUAGAUCCCUACCUGAGAGAUUUAGGCCUAAAGUCACUGCUAUUGAGGAAAGUAAGGACCUAGAUGAAGUUAAGAUCGAAGAAUUGGUAGGAUCAUUGCAAACCUAUGAACUCACUCUCUCACAACACCAAUGUGGUGCUCUAGGACACACUAGGUCUAGAUGUUACAAGUUAGGCAAUGAGCGUAGAAGUCAAAACAUUCCUAGUCAGGUUAGCUUUCUGUCUAAUCAGGUUAGUCAUCUGACUGAGAUGCUUACUAAGCUAACUAAGAGUAACUUGUCGCCUAAAAGGAUUUGGGUCAAAAAGGGUGAUUUAAUUAGACUAUCAGGUCAAGAGAAAUGCCUUGUUGCUAAUGUUGCAUUAAAAGCUCAAAAUUCUAGUAUGUGGUACCUUGAUAGUGCAUGUUCUAGACAUAUGUGUGGUAAUAAAUCUUUGUUUACUACUCUUGAUGAAUGUAAUGGUGGUAUGGUUACUUUUGGAGAUGGGGGCUCUGCACCUAUUCUCGGCAAAGGUACCGUACAAAUGCUUGGUUUGCCUGUGAUUUCUAAUGUGCUAUAUGUGGAAGGUUUAAAAUCAAAUUUGCUAAGCAUCAGUCAAAUCUGUGAUGAUGAUUUUGAGGUUAGUUUUGUGCAGAAGAGAUGUACUGUAUAUGAUUCAUCCGGUGGGGUAGUCCUUGAAGGGGUUAGAACAUCCGACAAUUGUUAUGGGGUACUACCUAAUUCUAACUAUGUAGCCAUCGGGGAAAAUGGAGAUGAAAAUUAA